AUGGCUGCCUUGGAUAAUCUGAGUGAGCGAGACAAGGCGGUUCUGCGUUGCAUAUUCGAUCCAACGGCGACAAUAGGCGACGUCGUUGAAGAUGGUGACAACUUCCCUGAUGAGGAGUCAGAGCCCGCAUCACCGGCGCACGAGGAGUCGAGAAUGCUCACGUUGCGGGCGAUGCAGUUGGCCGAGUCAGGAAAGCUGACGGAGGCUCUGGAGCUGAUGAACGAGGCCGUGGCAGCAGCCCCCGAGAGGGCGUCCGUUUACAACGACAGGGCACAGCUACUACGUCUAAUGCUGAAGGACAGCGAAGCCAUGUCGGAUUUAGAGCGCGUCAUUCAGUUGACCGAGGGUAGGAGGACGAGGGCCAGAGCGCUCGCCCUCUGCCAAAGGGGGGUGCUACUGCGCAAACUCGGCUCGGCCGAAGGAGCACGGGCGGCUUUCACGGAGGCAGCCAAGUUGGGCAGCGGUUUCGCCAAGAAACAGGUCGUCGAAAUGAAUCCAUACGCGGCUUUAUGCAAUCAAAUGUUGAGCCAGGUCAUGAGGGGUGAGGAGAUUAAAUUA
Molecule: messenger RNA, 558 nt
Organism: Iphiclides podalirius (scarce swallowtail)
Lineage: Eukaryota; Metazoa; Arthropoda; Insecta; Lepidoptera; Papilionidae
Source: the annotation of a GenBank genome assembly